This is a messenger RNA of Atta colombica, 1065 nucleotides long. Its product is annotated as odorant receptor Or1-like. NCBI's taxonomy places the organism in Eukaryota, Metazoa, Arthropoda, Insecta, Hymenoptera, Formicidae. Gene Ontology annotation, cellular component: plasma membrane. The transcript has 6 exons. The coding region runs from base 1 to 1065 and encodes 354 amino acids. Gene Ontology annotation, biological process: detection of chemical stimulus involved in sensory perception of smell; sensory perception of smell. The record is from RefSeq and is a predicted model, not a curated record. Gene Ontology annotation, molecular function: odorant binding; olfactory receptor activity.
AUGUGCAAUCUACUUAUGAUUGUUAAUCAAAGAGCUUUUUUAGCAUAUUACCUAUAUACAAGUAUAAUAAUUUUAUUACUACAUACCUUUAUGCUUUCGCAAUUGAUGGACUUAAUAUUAACCGUUGAUAAUACCGAUAAUUUUUCGGAUAAUUUUUUUGUAUUACUUGCCAUGUUUAUUUCUUGCUGUAAAUUGUUAAUUUUGCUAACGAAUCGCAAAAACAUUAUUAUGUUAAUCGACAUGCUGAUGGAGAAACCAUAUAGACCAUCCAAAUCAACUGAAAUGGAGAUUUUAUAUAAAUUUGAUAAAGACAUAGAAAUUAAUACUCGGCGCUUUGUAUACCUGGGAGCUGUAACAAUGUCAUGUAUUAUCUUAUCUUCUUUAUCUAUGAAUUUUAAAAAUAGAAAAUUAACGUAUAGGGCAUGGUUACCAUUUGAUUACUCAUCAAUGAUACUGUUUUAUUUGAUGUAUAUACAUCAACUGAUAAGUUUGGCUAUCGCAGCAUUCAUAAAUGUUGGUUGUGACACUCUCAUUUGUGGAUUACUGGUUCAUAUUUGUUGUCAAAUUGAAAUCUUGACUUGUCGCUUGAAAAAAAUUAUAUCUUAUUCUAAUGUUCUUCGCGAUUGUGUAUAUCAACAUUAUCAUAUCAUCAGACUUGCGUAUAUUGUAAAUAUGAAAUUUAGACUGAUAAUUAUUAUCCAAUUUAUAACAAGUACAUUGAUAAUAUGCUUUAGUCUUUAUCAAAUAAGCAAAACAACUACAAAAGCCAAAUACAUUGAAAUGACAUUAUAUAUAUCUAGCAUGUUAACACAAAUCUUCUUCUAUUGUUGGUACGGAAAUGAAGUAAAAAUAAAGAGUCAUCAAAUGAUCGAUAACAUUUUCGAAAUGGAGUGGCUAACACUGAAUAAAAAUAAAAAGAAAUCUCUAAUAAUAAUAAUGAGGCGGACAAUUGUGCCUAUUCAAAUUACUUGUGCUUAUAUUAUUCCUAUGAAUCUUGAUUCCUUUAUGGGUAUACUCAAGACGUCGUAUUCCACUUACAACUUACUUGAAAAAAUACGGGUGUAA